This is a messenger RNA of Rosa rugosa (rugosa rose), 934 nucleotides long. RefSeq names its product protein RKD2-like. NCBI's taxonomy places the organism in Eukaryota, Viridiplantae, Streptophyta, Magnoliopsida, Rosales, Rosaceae. Bases 329 to 934 code for a protein of 201 amino acids. Gene Ontology annotation, molecular function: DNA-binding transcription factor activity. The record is from RefSeq and is a predicted model, not a curated record. The transcript is spliced from 4 exons.
UUCAGCCUGCUCAGGCUACGAUUCUUCCCGUGACUUGCUCUGAUCGACCACAUCUAUUCUGAGGUCAAUUUCUUCUUCGAUCAUUUUCCAAUUUUCCCUUCGCCAUUGUUGCCCUUCCUUGUUCUUCAGAGAGUGAAUAAGAGAAAACCCUUUAGAAAGGUGUGAAAGAUUUGAGAAGGCGAAAGUGGGUCUGGACUUUGUGUGGUAAGUAUUGGGGUAAAGUAAAGUUGGUUCCGAUUGGAAUUUCGGUUUGCUAGUUUGAGAGAGAAUAGUUUCCGGUAUCAUUUCGAUCAGCUUUUAUCUAUAAUCACUGGAGAGGGAUUCAUUCAUGGCUUCGUUGUCCAAGGAUGAUGAAGACCUAUUUUCCUUCGCAAGCCAAUUAUCUCCACUUGAUUUGAGUGGAAGUGAGUAUGUUCCAUCGGGGUGGCAAGAUGAAUUGCUUUUAACAGAUGAUACUUUCCUUGGAGAUGGAUUUGGUGUUGGGAUUGAUGGAGAAGAGGGUAUGUCCAACAAUAUUAAUACCACUUCUUGCAAUACUGAAGAUAGAAGUGGUAUUGCUAGUUCUUCUUCAAAACCAUCGAAAGCCAAAAUGAUGUCCCAAGAAACCAUAUCCGAAUACUUUUACAUGCCGAUAACUCGAGCAGCUGAAGAAAUGAAUGUCUCUGUAACAACUCUUAAGAAAAGGUGUCGAGAGUUGGGUAUUCAUCGUUGGCCUUGCCGAAAGUUGAACAGCGUAAAGAACCUAGAAGAAAGCAUUCAGGAGUUUGGGAAGAAUGAAGGAGAGCUGGAGUUUUUGGAGAAAGAGAGGAAAAUGAUUGAGCAAGUUCCCGAUUUGCAACUCGAGGAAAAGACGAAGCGGCUCAGGUGCCGAAAUGCUAAGUUCGUCACUAAAAUGGGUGUGGGUGACGAAAUAAAUUUGUCACCCAAUCUUUGA